CGGUCUUUCUUCUACCCUUCCUCUUUGCAGACCUCUCACUGUCUCCCUGCGCUAUAACUCUUCUUCAACGCCGGCGCAUUUAAAAACCAAGGCCAAAGACCCUGGAAUUAUUGGUGUACAUCAAAAUCCGAUCAAGUAGGUAAAAAGGUAAAGCUGCUGCCCGUUGCUGCCAUCUCAAUCGUCCAGCAAAAGAUGACAACGAUAGAAUCAGGCGCGAAUCGCCCUCGUAAAACAUCCAACAGCGGUAUGCCUUCCGCCGCCGAUGCAUCAGCAAAAGCUCAUGAGAGCGCAAUUGGGUCGUUCAAAAGAUGGGGCAGGAGGCAUCCGUUUGUGAGAUAUGGGCUUCCCAUGAUUUCCCUCACAGUGUUCGGUGCUCUUGGCCUUGGUCAUCUCUUGCAGGGCAGCAAGGAUAUUGCUAAAGUAAAAGACGAUCAAGAAUGGGAGAUCCUCGAGACUAGGAAGGCACUGUCGAGGACGGGCCCUGUCAAUGCAUAUAACCCCAAAAAGAUUUCGUUGGAGGAGGAGCUACAGGCUCUCCAACAGAAAGUGAAUAUCGACGACUACGAGUACAAAAGAAUUCCAAAGCCAGAUGAAGGCAAGUCAGUUUAGUCUGAAGCUUUCCUACCCCGUGCCAGCCUCACAAAGCACUGGAACUUCAGCCAUUGUUCUUGAUCUGGAUCCUUUGCACCUUUAACCUUUUGCUUUAGUUGAGUGAAAAAAGAUGGAUCCAGGCAUCAAAAUUUUGGCUCGAGUAUUGUUGAUUUGCCGCUUCUAGUGAAAUUAUCUGUAGCUUUAUCAGUUCAAGUUUUCUUGGCAAGUCGGUUGAAUCGUAGGUUGAACUAAAUUGGAGCUUUUGGUAGUUGUUUGGCAAUGUUGAAUGUUCUGUGGAGCAGUUCUGGCAGAUAUUUAGUGCUGAACCUCUGUCUGGGCCAAACGAGGUUCUGAGACUCCAAAACACAGACUCAUACUGAACAUUCAACAACGUUAAAAUGACACAUUUAACAGACAAACAAAGGAAUUGAGAGGUUGUAAACUUAUAUAUAAUUCAGGUGAAAAGAUUCACCACACGAUUCUCAAAUUACAGGCUUUCCCCCACCCAUUGCUUUCCUAUUUACACCCCCCAACAACAAACAUGAAAAAGUCUUCAAAACCCUAACAUCUGCUCUUCCCAUUUCUUUCUUUCCCACCCCCAAUCUCAUAUACCUUCGCCAUUUAUCCCACGUUAUUCAUUUACACAAAAUGAGGCAACCAAACCCAAAAGUCCAGAAAGGAAAGAACGGGAAAUCCACCUCAGAGAUUUUCCUACCAAUGAUAACCCAAACAAAAUGCAGAAAGCCAUAUUUAGGCAUGGCAAUAGAAGCUCAUGCUAAUGAAGGCCCUAACCCGUCACCUUGGUUUUGGUUGUGACCCAAUCGACCACAAUGGUUGGAUAAGCCUCUGGGUCGACGGACUCCCCAUAAACGUCGCCUGAGAUCGAGUCAGCAUCUCAGUCAUCGAUGGUGUUUGGUACGAAUGAGCAAGGCUUGAACUGCCGCCCGUUGAGUCUCCCCUUGCUGUGGCUCUUUGCCAUGAAUGUGAGCUUAGCCCGGACAGUAUGUAUGCUCUACCUGAGGCCUCGUACACAUUUCUACUCGUCAUCCUCUCUUGCAUCUCCUUCAUCUCUGCAUCUAGUGCAACACACAACCGGUCAUUCGACCUGCCCGACACGGUUUCCCAUAGCUCCUUCCGGCAGUCCUGAAGGAUGGAAGCUGCACCAGUUAGGUUCCCUUGCUCAGCUGCAGUUCUUGCCUGUGACAUUGCCUCUGCUGCUUUCAACCUAUUACGCUGCCUGUCCACUUCUACUGACACAACUACUUCUUCAGCUACUUCAGGUCUCUGAAGCCUUAUUUCUUCACUUUCUAAUGUGCCCAUUUCUUUAGUUAACGGGUCCUUGAAGACGCAUUUCACCUUGAGCAAUGAUGUUGAACCUUUUGAAGGUUCUGCUGGUGGAACAUUGAGUGAAACGAGAAAAUUCCUCUCUUCAUCUGCAUACAAAUCUCCAACAUCAAUGAACCCCGUGCGUCCAUCGGCUGAUAUCCGACUCGAGUAACUUCCUGCUUUCAACGACUGGAGUUUGAUGUUAGGGUUCGCACAUUCAACACCCACUUGCAGCUCCUGCACCACAACACUCAAGAGCCCUCCAAUGCACUGUGCAAAUGCAUCCUGGAUAAUGGCUUCUGUCUCGAUAAAAGAAAAUGUACCACCCGAAAUUUCUGAAAUUGAAUGCAUCGAUGAAGCAUCAUGAUCCGCCCCAAAUCCAAACACAUGCACUGGAAUCUUCAAUCCAGCUGUCCCACCACCACCAUCAAUAGCAGAAAGAGGAAGUAGCAACCUGUAAUUCGGUUGUUCAGGCUGCUGGUUACUACCGCUACUAACUGUAUAAGUAUCCUGUCCAUCGGACAGCAAUAUUAUGCUUGCAACUGGAUUCUUUUCUUUCCUCUCUUCCAUCACCUUAGCUCCCUUUCUAAGGCCUUCAGCUAUAUUGGUCCCACCAUUGGCAAUCAAAGAGUUAACAUCUUGAAGCGCCUGCUGGCGCCCUGCAUAAGACAUUCGCCUCAGGGGGAAGAGGCGCCGAGCUGUGGAUGAGAAGGCAAUAACAGAGAGCCGGUCGUUGGAGCCAAGGUUCUGUAUCACGAAUCCCAUAGCUCGUUUAAGCAAUGCCAGCUUAGUUCCUGCCAUGCUACCACUGAUGUCGAGAACUGUCACCAAGUCAACUGGAGCUCUAGGAGUUUGGGAGAGUUGAGGAUAGCUGCUGGUCUGGUUUCUUAUCAUGCUAGCAGCAGCAGCUUUAAGAUUGAUAAGGACAGCGAAGUUCUCAUAAGAAUUUGAACGUGAUGCUGCUGUAACUUCAGGAUGCACAGUGAUGUCAAUUGCUCUACCAGAACUGCAACUGGCCCCAUUUUCAUAUCCUGGCUGGAUGUCCAAAGUUUCAUCAUCGUUAAAUACAAUAGGCUCGGCAACCUGAAGUAAUGGUACAACGUGCCUCCUACUCGGGUCCCGACGAGGGGGCGGUAAACGACGAACCACAGUCAUUAAAGCAUCAUUGUUAGGCCAGCCUCCAGCGUUGAUUGAGACAGCUCUCCCAAGCGGAGGAUCUAAAUCUGGAGCCUGAAAGGGGAUCUCUUUCCAUUUUGCUCUGCAGACUGGACAAAUUUGAUUGCCAUGCUUCACAUUAGAAGCAAUGCAAUUGAAAUGGAACGAAUGUGAGCACUCCGCUGUGAAAAUUGCAUGGCCAGCUCCUUGUUUCAUCUUGGUCAGGCAGAUUGAGCAGGUUUGCUUGGAAGAUUUGCUACCAGUUCUGGGCAGCUUCAAACCAUGGGAGGAUGGAACUGGAGUCAUUGGCCUAGCAUCCCAACUUGUAGGUGAAAGCAGAGCAACAUCUGAUACCCUCUCAGUUGAAGUUGUUGCUGGCAAAUCAUCCAGCGUUCUUGGCACAAAAACACAGAGAUUCAGACCCAAGGCCAGCUUUGCUUUUCUCCAUUUACUACUCCCCAUUUCGUAUUUUUCUACUUUGUAGUAACAAAGAUUCGUCCUUUCAGAGAUUCAAGAGCCGCAGAAGGGAUACCCAGUAAAACCCCUGAAUUUUAACAACCAACUUGGACAAAAGAUUCAAGAGAGCAAGAAAGAAAGGGGAAAACAGAGAGAGGGUGGAUGGAGGGCGAAGACCAAGAAAAGAAAAGGAACAGAUCUCAAAGUGCUUUUUGGUAGGGAGUCAAGCUGCUUUCUCUCCAAUCCUUGUAAAUAAUAUUGAUCUGUGUCUUUCUUGAAAUGUGAGAGAUAAUGGAUGGAGGGUAAUGGACUAACUAAUGGGUUCUUGCGCAAAAAAGUCGAAAUGGGCACAAACACAGAACCCAAAGAAGGAGAGAGAGAGAGGAGAAGCUGAGGAGUUAUGGGUUUAUAGUAACUUGGCCAAAAUGAGCAUAAAAAUGUGAGCUUUGUGAUAAAAGAGAGGCCAACCCAAGCACAGCAAAAGAAGGGGAAGGUUUGUCAAGGAUGGAGGAGGAAGACGAAGAAGAAGAAGCUAAGAAGGUGGCGGUUUGAGAUUUCUGAAGUUGUACUAGUCUCGUGGCUUAUGGUUAUGGAGUUAAGCUUGGCCGCCAUUGAAUGGAAUUAAGAGAGUCAGAGAUGGAUUUGAUUUUGACCUUUGGGUCUUUGGUUUUGUAUUUGUUUGUUUGGGUCGUGGUGUGGUGGGUUGAGAGAGAGUAGAGAGAGAAGGUGGGUGGUUUAUUGAGAGUCGUAAAAGGCAGGAGACGACAACAGAACAGAGACAGCAAUUGGAUCCAUUCUUAUCUUUCUUUCUUUCCUUUGAAAAUCUGCAGUUUUCAACCAUUUGAUAUGAUAAAAGUAUACACGUUUCUGAGGCUCCUCCAUUAACAAUAAUGUUUGCUUAACGUUU
Molecule: messenger RNA, 4435 nt
Organism: Linum tenue
Lineage: Eukaryota; Viridiplantae; Streptophyta; Magnoliopsida; Malpighiales; Linaceae
Source: the annotation of a GenBank genome assembly